Molecule: messenger RNA, 3114 nt
Organism: Grosmannia clavigera kw1407
Lineage: Eukaryota; Fungi; Ascomycota; Sordariomycetes; Ophiostomatales; Ophiostomataceae
Product: aaa family ATPase
Exons: 6
Coding region: 1-3114 (1037 amino acids)
Molecular function (GO): ATP hydrolysis activity; ATP binding
Source: RefSeq, a predicted model, not a curated record
AUGGCAGACAAAAAUUUGGCCGGCACGGCUGUACAGCCUGGAAUCGAACGAACCACUAUUGACGCAGAGCUUUCUGUGUCAGAUGCCAUUCAUAAAGGUGCAGAAGUGGGCUUGGUUGACCCAGCAGAGCUUCCGGUUGCCAUCCAAAAGGAUAGCGACGGAGAGGGGCAUGAAGACGGCCACGACAGGGCAGAGCUAGUUUCCAGCAAGGGCAAGGAUGGAACCCAGGAUCACGGGCUCGAUGACAGAAUGCUAGAAAUGCGGCUGAGAGACGGCCUCGAAAGCGAUAUUCAAAUCGAGUUGCGCGAAAUGGGGAUAAUUUUGCGCAAUAAUGGCAGAAAGCCGCAUACAGAAGGCAAAAAGGACGACAAAGACACUCUUAAAGACGACGGGCCCCAGGUUGAAGAGGACGACACGUUUCGGACGGAGGGAGAUGCCGGCUUGCCGCCAGCCAAACCCGGCUUUUAUCGGGUCAUUUGGAAAUACUUCAGUACGCUGUGCAUGAAAACCGACAGCAACUCGUUUGCUAUCGACGUCCUGGAAGGAGAGCCAAUUCUGGCCAUGGAGCCGCCCUUCGUGCCGCCCGCGAAGAAGACGGCCAACAGCCAGGUUCUGAGGGCGUUGCAGACCAAGGACUCCUCAAUUCCAGGAAAGGCGCCCCUGCCAGAACGCAUCCGCUUCCACUCAAAGCAGCUUGCCGGUAUCAUAGACAUGCUUUAUCCUGGUUCAGAAGCGAUCCAAUACGAUACCAUUCUGCUCCGCCCGUAUAGGAUUCUCGUCUACCUUGAUGAACCAUUGCGAGCUUGGCACCGUAUGCUGCAGUCCAAGUUCGGCAGACAAGCCAAGACCCUUUCUUGUGCUCGUAGAGCAGAAGAGGGUGGUGCAACUGAAGCUUCUAUUGCACACAAUGAGACAAGUGACGGCAACAAGGACAACGCCAAAAAGCCGCCAUCGACCGAGAGCGAUGAUGUCGAUGAACGGGACAGAGAUGAGAUGAUGAUGAUGGACCUAGAAGACAGCGCCACUUCAUUCGCUGCACUCCGCCACUUGGAAGUACUCAUUGAAUUUAUGGAUACGGAUAUUGCUCAGAAAAUUAGCUAUCUCAAAAGCGCCGACUGUCAACACGUCACGUUCUCUGAUAUCUGGUAUCUCUUCGAGCCAGGCAGCCUUGUCAUUGGAUUCCAUCCCCUGUACUAUUCCGGACCAACGAUUACGGCGAUGGGUGAGGUUGAAAGCCAGGUCGUUGUCGACUUCGAAGCCGCCUUCACCGUUGACGAUCACGCCAUGUCAGAUUGGCGACCGAAGGUCGUGUCAAUUGUCGGAGACGUCAUGUUAGCACCUGAAGAUGAGUUCUCGCAACAGCGCACCCGUCUCGAGGUAGAAAAUAUCGCCGAUGACCUAUUGGUGGAUUGGCGCAGACAACAUGCCUACAUGAAGUACGUGCUCGCUAAAUCUGGUAUGGAACUGCUAUCUGUGGCUAUCUUCCCGCGGCCAAUAGACAAGACGGACCCGAGUAAGGGCCUGACAGAAGAAGAUAUGGCCAUCAUGUCGUAUCGCGUGUUUGGAUUUGUUUUGCGAAACCGCAAAUGGGCGCAACUGGACCUCAUGUAUUUGAACGAGAAACUCCCGUCCAAGUUCGGAAACGGGGAUAAAUCUUGUCACGAUAACGACAUAGCGUCAAAUACAUUCGAUCGGCUGGUCCUACCAAAUGGGCACGCCGACAUCAUCCUCGGCCUUGUGGACCAACACUUUCGCAACAAGCAGUUGGCAGGUAACAGAGGAAAUUACACCGAUAUCGUUCGGGGCAAGGGCAAUGGCUUGAUAAUAUUGCUUCACGGAGCACCUGGCGUUGGCAAAACAACUACAGCUGAGGGAGUUGCGGAAAAGUUCAAUAAGCCUUUGUUCCAGAUUACCUGCGGCGAUCUGGGUACAACUGCAAAGGAUGUGGAAAAGGCGCUAGAUAUGAACUUUGCCUUGGCUAGUCGCUGGGGAUGCGUCUUGCUGCUGGACGAAGCAGACGUCUUCCUUGCGCACAGAACCAAGGAAGAUUUCGUACGAAACGGCUUUGUUGCGGUAUUUCUACGUGUGCUGGAGUAUUAUUCUGGCAUCCUAUUCCUCACGACGAACCGGGUAGGCGACUUUGACGAGGCCUUCGCCUCUAGGAUUCACAUCAGCCUUUAUUACCCUGAGCUCGAUCUUCAGAAGACCAACCAGGUAUUCAUUCUAAACCUGGAGCUCGUCCGCGCCCGCUUUGCCGCCAGAGACCGCAUUAUCGAGUCAGAUGACGUAGAGAUUGGCAGCUUUAUACGCCAGUAUUGGGACGACAACCCAUUUGAACGCUUGAACGGCCGACAGAUACGCAACGCUUGCCAAACGGCCGUGGCACUCGCCGAAUAUGAUGCCAACGGAAAAUGCCCUAUGGUUGCCGCCGACCUCAAUCAGCCAGUCAAGCUGAAAGUGUUGCAUUUUAAAAAGGUCGCCGACGCAUACCUUGAGUUUUCCCGCUACGUGCGAGACAUUUACGGAACGCAUGCCGCGCGACGCACCAAAGAGGCUGGGCUGAGGGCUAUGUGGGUAGACAACAAGGGGAAUGUGGUUGGCAACAUCGGGCCCAAGGGAUCCAAGAGGACGCGGUACCAGCGGGCGGCUAUGGGGAAAGAGCCCGUGCAGCAAUUCCCACCGCAUGGCUCAUACAACCCAAAUCCAUAUUAUCAACAGCAGCAACAGCAACAGCAACAGCAACAGCACCAGCAGCGCCCUCAAUAUCUACGGCCGCAAACCUGGGCCGACCACGGCCAGAACAAGGGACACCAGGGUCCAGUAACGCAGCAGAUGCCGGACAGUAUGGGCCUCCACAGCCACAGCUGUAUCAUGGCCCUGGUACGGCUCAAAAUUAUGCUACCGGUUCCUAUCUCGGCGACGAAAGCGGAGGCGGGCACCCGCAGCAACAAGCAAGUAACAAUGCGCCAGUCCAGCGGCCUAUUCCGCUGCGACAGCCAGGGCAACAGCGGUCUGCUGGGGAAUAUGACCAGUCUGGUGGUGGUGCUGGAUAUAUGUAUAAAGAUGAUACCGGGUCGGAAUUUCGUGAGGCGCCGUAUUAGGGGACGGAGAUAA